GCAGCCACCACCCAGCAUGGCUGAGAAACCCCAAAUCCAGCUCUUCGUCAAGGCAAGCGAGGACGGGGAGAGCAUGGGCCACUGCCCCUUCUGCCAGCGGCUCUUCAUGGUGCUGCUGCUCAAAGGGGUGCCCUUUACCCUCACCACUGUGGAUGUGAAGAGGGCACUGGACGUGCUGAAAGACUUUGCACCAGGUGCCCAGCUGCCCGUUCUGCUCUACAACGGAGACCCCAAGACCGACACUGUCAACAUCGAGGACUUUCUGGAGGACAGGCUGGCCCCCCCCCAUCUGUGCUCACAUCCCCACAGGUUCCCCAGCCUGGUCCCACAGUACAAGGAAUCAAGGUUGGCUGGAAAUGACAUCUUCCACAAGUUCUCCACCUUCAUCAAGAACCCAGUGCCUGCCCAGGAUGAGGCACUGCAGCGAAGCCUGCUGAGGGCCCUGCUGAAACUGGAUGAGUACCUGAGUGCCCCCCUGGAGUAUGAGCUGGCCCAUGAGCCCCACCUUCAGACCUCCCAGCGCCGCUUCCUCGACGGGGACCAACUCACGUUAGCUGACUGCAACCUGCUGCCCAAGCUCAACAUCGUGCAGAUUGUCUGCCAGCAUUAUCGCCACUUUGGAAUCCCCAAGGACCUGCGGGGUGUGUGGCGCUACCUUAACAACGCCAGCGAAACCAAGGAGUUCAAAUACACCUGCCCCAACAGUGAGGAGAUAGUUCAGGCCUAUCGCUCCGUGGUCCGGUCUCCGUAGUGAGCCGGGCAAACACCCAGGUGGGCACAGGGAUGGGGCCAGGCAGCAGGCCAGUGCCUGCCCCUGUCCCACUGCCAUCACCACUGUCCUGCCUGAAUUGCACUCGGGAGGGCAGAGAGCAUGAGCUGCAUCCCUGGUACCCAAAUUUCCCCAAGCUGGCACCCUUGCUUGCCUGAGGUGCUAUCAGCAAGCUGCCUUGCACCAAACCUGCAAAUGCAUUCUCGCUUCUUGUGUCACCCUCCCUGCCUGGCCAGGACACUCUUGACCUACCCUAUGAUCCCUCAAGCACAAGGAUGGGUGCAAAGGUACAGCCAUGGGCACCACUUGUAACAGAGCUGGGCAACGCUGAGGGUAAUAGCAGGAGCCGAGCCUCAGUUUGGGGAGGAAAAAGUCUGCCUAGGGCAGAGAGCCCAGAGCAGAGAGGGUAUCCCUGCAGCCUCCCUCAGAGGCACACUGUGCCACCAGCCAGGUGAGGGACUCAAGACAUGGCUGUGCCAGGACAGCUGGCACCACCUGAUGCCUGCGAAGAGCAGCACAUGGUGAGGGGAACUGGCACAGCCAUGGCAAAACCCUGGGAAUGGAGCUGUGGGAAUGCUAUUGGUGGUGCUGAUGACCUUGCCCUCUGUCCCCAUUGCCCUGUGCGAGGGGAGCAGAGGGCACUGUCCCUCCAGGACCCGCUCCUUGGAAGCUCUCUGGAGAAGAUUUGGGACAGGGAUGGGGAUGAAGUGGGGAAAGUCCAAGCCAUGUAUCAGAGCACCUGAUAAUCAAUAAAGGCUUUGCAAGCAA
Oxyura jamaicensis (ruddy duck) is the source of this 1537-nucleotide messenger RNA. RefSeq names its product chloride intracellular channel 3 (gene CLIC3). NCBI's taxonomy places the organism in Eukaryota, Metazoa, Chordata, Aves, Anseriformes, Anatidae. The coding region runs from base 17 to 751 and encodes 244 amino acids. The transcript is spliced from 6 exons. The record is from RefSeq and is a predicted model, not a curated record.